Molecule: messenger RNA, 1584 nt
Organism: Mucor velutinosus
Lineage: Eukaryota; Fungi; Mucoromycota; Mucoromycetes; Mucorales; Mucoraceae
Gene: NRP1
Product: Asparagine-rich protein (ARP protein)
Exons: 6
Coding region: 1-1584 (527 amino acids)
Source: RefSeq, a predicted model, not a curated record
AUGCAGUCUGAUACUGAAUACAAACAAGAAAUUGCCAGCGCAUUGAAAUCCAUCCCAGCUACUGAGAUUUCGGUAAAUGCAGUUGUUGACCAAUUACAAGAUGUUAUUGUAGAUGCGUAUGACGGAACAUGGUUUGAGACUUACAAAAACAGUUGGGUAAAAUGUAUUCGCGCGUAUCUUAAAUCAGAGAAUAUUGUUUUUAUGCAAAAAACCAAGCCAGUUUGGUAUAUUAUUUCGGCAAAGAUCAUUGCCAAAUUAUCUAAGGAUUAUGAUUUCAAAAGCAAGAAAAAAGCCAAUGUAUUUGAAGCAUCUGUGGCUGAAGCAUCUGUGGCUGAAGCAUCUGUGUCAACUGCAAUUUCUCAAACUUCAAGUGGCGCACUUCAAAUUGCUGCUGCCCAUGUGCCUUCUGGCACUGAAUCUAUUUCUGGUCAUGAAUCUAUGUCUGGCUUUGGAUCUCGAUAUGGAUCUGGAUCAACUUUACAAUCCAGUGUGCAAUCUGAUGUUAAAUUGACACUAUUGACAGAUUCAGAUAAAGCAAAUAUCGUGGCAAAAUAUGAUGCAUUGGAUAAAAAGAAGAUGUGGAAAUUGUCCACAGGUACGAUAGUUGAGGAGGUCAUGCGCAAAUGUGCUGUGGAACAGAAAUACGAGCAUUUGUCUCAUUCACUGAUACUAAAUGUUCGAGAUAAAGGAUGGUUGAAGUAUUUUACAUCUGAAGAACUGGAAGAAAUUACUACGUACAAAGCCAUCAACUUACCUGAUGUUCCAGAAGAUGUUCAAAGCUACUUGAAUGACUUGAGAUCUUUGACUCCAGAAGAUUUGUAUGGCAAGGUCGUGUGCGAGAAAUUACCAUUGCAGUCUGACAAAAAAUGGGUUCAAGAUUCAUUUUAUCAAUGCAUUCGGUUACUAGAUUCUGGUUUUUUCCCAAUGAAUAAGAAUGUGACAGAGGGUGGUCUUGUUAAACGAGUUUGGGGUUGUUUAGAUACGUGCUUUGAUUAUUCUGAAAUAAGCUGCAUAAGUGGUGAGAAAUGCAGUAAGUCCUCUGCUGAUGCUUUGAAUGCCAGUCGCACAGAUAUUAUGUGUCGACAAUCUUCAGGUCGUAAAAUGGAUUAUGUGUUCUUGCAUGAAAAAAGUGACCUAGAAUUGGGAUGUGGUGAAUGUGCUUUGGUGGGUGGUGUUAAUACCACAAAGGAGAUGUGUGAUGCAAACUUUAAGAUGCCAAAAAUCAUGAAAGACAUGCUCAUUAAGUUGGUUUCUGUCUCUCCUGCUUUGAAGAAUAAACUCCAUGUGUGUGGAUUAUACAUUGCAGAGAGUAAAUUGGAAUUAUUGAUUUUGGAUUGUCCGUCGACUAAUGUAACAAGAUAUGAUGCCAUGAAAGAAGUAGUUUAUCCAAAAUCAAAGGGCCAAGUUCAUCGUCAACUGUCUGCUGUGUUGAAAAAUAUCAUUGGUCUUAAAAUCUUGAUGGAAAAAACAGUGUAUGAAUUGGAUUAUGAUGUAACAGAUAUUACCGUUGGUAGAUGUAACGAUAACACCAUGGUGCCUUGUUUUAUUUCUUCUGGUACUGGUAAUAAAAAGCGUAAACACUAA